UGACCGACUGCGCUAUCUGCGUGUGGGACUCUUUCCGCUGUGAGCCCCGCCCAGACCCCGUCCCCGACGCCCUGGAUUCGUCAGAAACCGGCGGGCCUCGCGUGGUGCUCGUUGCCAUGGUGAUCGCUGCCCGGGGCCCAGCCUGACCAGGUCACCAAGCUUCUGGAGCCUUCGCAACCUCCGUGGGACAUUCUGGAAGGAUGAGGUCCUCCCUGACGCCUUUGGGGCCACCUGUGAGCCGGGACCGCAUCAUCACCAGCUUCCCUAAGUGGUACACCCCUGACGCCUGCCUGCAGCUCAAGGAGCACUUUCACGGGCAGGUCAGCAGCACCUGCCAGAGCAGGAACACGGGGACCGUCGGGCUCAGACUCUCCAAGGUGGUUGUCGUUGGCGAUCUCUACGUGGGCAAGACCAGCCUCAUCCACAGGUUUUGCAAGAAUGUUUUUGACCGUGACUACAAGGCCACCAUCGGGGUAGACUUUGAAAUCGAGCGCUUUGAGAUUGCUGGGAUUCCCUAUAGCCUCCAAAUCUGGGACACAGCAGGGCAGGAGAAGUUCAAGUGCAUUGCAUCUGCCUACUACCGGGGUGCCCAGGGUGAGCAUAUGGGUGAUGGCAAUGGUGGGGCCCUCAACCACGUACAGCAGGAGGCUCCCACUGGGCUUAUAACAAGAAGUCCAGGUCCUCCACGCAGACACCAAAUCUGUCCUCUGAGAACCACUGAGAAAAUUCCUGGCCAGUCCUCUGGGAUGAAGAAACUGCCUUCCAGCCAGCCCGGCCUGUGGUUGGCCUCCGCAGUCACAUCCUUCAGGGACCCUGUGCUGGUGGCUGCUCCCUUGAUCAUCACAGCCUUUGACCUCACUGAUGUGCAGACUCUGGAGCACACCAGGCAGUGGCUGGAGGAUGCGCUAAGGGAGAACGAGCCGGGCUCCUGCUUCGUGUUCCUCGUGGGAACCAAGAAGGACCUUCUGUCAGGGGCUGCAUGUGAGCAGGCAGAAGUGGAGGCUGUGCGCCUGGCCAGCGAGAUGCGGGCGGAGUACUGGUCGGUGUCAGCUAAGACAGGGGAGAAUGUGAAGGCAUUCUUCAGCCGCGUAGCUGCCCUGGCAUUCGAGCAGUCGGUUCUGCAGGACUUGGAGAGGAGGAGCAGUGCCCAGCUCCAGGUCGGCGACGGAGACCUCAUCCGAAUGGAGGAGAGUCCACCCGAGACCCAGGAGAGCAAGACAUCCUCCAGCCUGGGUUGCUGUUAGCUGGGGCCUGCAUCCGAAGCCUCUACUCCCUGCACAUGCAUGGACAGUGCCUUCCAUGACCGUGGAGGGGUGAUAGGAAGCCAUCCGUGUCUGCCCACGCACCAUGCUGAGCCCCAGAGCUCAGCCACUUGUCGUUAGCAGGUCAGGAGCCAGGAAAGACCUGCUCUGGCUGCCCAGGAGCCUCUCACUGCCCAGCUGUGGGUAUACUGUGGUGAUCAUCUGGAAGGCCAGUCCCUCCUAUAGAUUCACCUGGGCUUGAGAGGCCUCAGGACUACAGAUAUGAGACACUUGUGCCCCACUAUCUCUUACCCUCGGCACACAUCAGCUGCCCAUGUAGGCACUCUCCCAGCUUUCCUGGGUUGGCCUCAGAAUCCUUCUCAUCUAAGUGAUCCAGGCACGCAGGACUUGUCAAAGUCAGCAUAUGAGGGAAAAUCCACCUGUCAUCCCUGCUUGGGACUUUUCUGUUCUCAACAGGACUUGAAGUUCUGGGCCUCGGAGCCCCAGGCUUCAUCGUCCACUGUCCCUCUGCCACAGACUUAUGGGAUCCCUCAGCAGCCUUGCCCCUCUGAAGGAGGAUGGACAAGAUGGUCUCUCAGGCCCCUUUUGGCCAAGGGGUCAUCUUUGGCUCGCCUUUGAUCCCUGGGAUCCUGUCCUAUUGGUCAGUGGGUGAGAAUAUGCAGAAUAGGCUAUUCGUGCCCCUCCGGCCCACCUGGACAAUGAGUUUCCCUAGCUGUGCUAUGGGAAGAAGGCUUCCCAGCUGCCCCUGAGGUAAAUUCCUACUACAUCCAAUGUGCAUGGCACUGCCCUGCUGUUACCAGCAAUGGUCACCCAGACACUGCUGAGCUGGUGUCCACGGUUGCCCUGCCAUCCCUCUCUCCCUCCGGCCUAUACAGGAAGGGCCUGGAAAACAAGAAAAUGCUGGGUGUGUGCCUCUCAGGACCUUUGUGGUGGCAUCCACGUAUCUUUCGAGGAUAUCAGAGGCCCUCCAGAGUCUAGCAAGCUCCUCACCUACACCACCCCGUCCUGCACAUCCAGAACCAGAAGGAACAACCCAGGCACCCCUUCCCCAGCUCCUUCCCGGAGUGCCCGCUCUCUCUAUACCCUCAUCUUACUCUUCUGUGGGAGCUAUUGACUACCCCCACCCACCCCACACUCCGUGGCCCUGGGUGGGUGCCUGCUCAUCCAUGCCCACCCCAUGCCACAAGCAGGUGGGCACAUCUGGGCACUUCCCACCUGCUUCUCAGGUGAGCAUUUUGCAAACAGCUGUUCUGGUUAGUGCCCUGAACAGUACCCCAUACAGUGCCUGGCACACUGCAAGUGCCCAGUGGCAUUCAUCGGCUGAUAGUGACUGCCAAAUGCUGGUUGGGGAAGAACCUGGCAUCUUUUUUCUGUUCAUUCUCCCUUCACAUUUUAGCUGUCUUUUUUUUAUAGCUAUAAAAUACUUCUUUAUAUAAAUCACACAAAGGAAUUAUGUACACACUUGUGAUAAGCCAAAACAAGACACUACAAAGCUUUGUAUAUAGACUGAAACUCCCCCUCCUGUCCCUGGAAGUAAGCAUUGUUAAUGGCUGUGGGAAUCCUCUCAGACUAUUCCUGGGCAGCACAACCAUGGUUGUGGGCUUGUUUGUUUAACCAGAAUGAGCUUCCACCACACAUGCUGCCUGGCAGCCUGCAUUCUUGUCAACCUGCAGGAGCCCUCUCCACACCCCGAACCUACUUGUUCUUUAGCAGCUGCCGUUUUCCUUCCCGUGAUGGACCAGAGUCCCAAGUGCCCUGCCCCCUGAGGGAGACAUUUGGUUUGUGUCCAUGUUUUAGCUUUUACCGAAGGUGCUUCAGUGACCAUCUUAUAGAUGUAGCUUCGCACACUCAGGAUUCCCAAAGAGGACUUGCUGGCCCUUCUGUGGCGUGGGUCCCCAGCUUAGUCCACCUAGACACAAUCUUGGGGGGCAGGCAGGUCACAUUAGGACCAGGGCUGUGACACACAACAGAAAGCGUCACAAGACGGAGGAGCCUGGUCACAGUGGCUGGCGCUCUCCAAUGGCUCCCUCCCCUCACCCCUUCAGGCCCCAGGGUUGGGGGGGGGGGGCGGCGACAAUAAUAGUGUCCUGUUGCUAGCUCCUGAGCUAGAACCAACCACAGUAUGUUGUGUGUGCCCACUCUCUGUAAGUGGCCCUUUAUUAAACGUUCCCCAUGCUGCCCAC
Messenger RNA from Prionailurus viverrinus (fishing cat), 3445 nucleotides. It is a transcript of the gene RAB36, whose product is annotated as RAB36, member RAS oncogene family. The record is from RefSeq and is a predicted model, not a curated record. Gene Ontology annotation, molecular function: GTPase activity; GTP binding. Bases 201 to 1244 code for a protein of 347 amino acids. The transcript has 11 exons. Lineage: Eukaryota; Metazoa; Chordata; Mammalia; Carnivora; Felidae.